AUGGACGUUAGCAGAAGAAUGGCAGCACACGUGCAAGUGGUUGCCGCAGCCAUGUUGUUUCUGUUGCUAUGGAAAGUUGCGGCUGUGGCGUCUGUCUCCAUAAUGCAAUCAUUCUCAAAUACGAAUGGCCAAGACGACUGCAUGGCCAGAUUUCCCCGGGCAGCACUGGACGACUUGUUGACAGAUGGGUCCAGCCAGCAGAACAUCUUUGAACAUCUUCUCCCAAACAUUCUCAUCGAGCGGGUCCCGGGAACAGCUGGAAAUACUCUAGUGCGGGAGUUUAUCCAACAUGAGCUACGGAAACUGGGAUGGCUGGUUGAGGAGGACACGUUUAGGUCCCUCACACCCUUCGGAGGGGUGACCUUCAGCAACAUCAUCGCCACACUGUACCCUGCCGCAACCAAACGAGUGGUGAUUGCAUGUCACUACGACUCAAAGUAUAUGCCAGGGCGGCUGCGUUUUCUGGGAGCCAGCGACUCGGCAGUGCCUUGCUCCAUCAUGAUGGACACAGCCAGAUACCUCAGCGGCUUGACCAUGAGUGGACUCGACAUGCAGGCUCGGGAUGUCACACCCCAACUGAUCUUCUUUGACGGAGAGGAAGCCUUUGUGCAGUGGACCGCUUCAGACUCGCUGUACGGCUCCAGACACCUGGCCAGCCUGUGGGAGGCCACGCCAGACGCCAACGACCCUAGUGCCCCCAACAAUCUAGCCAACAUUAACUUUUUCAUCCUCAUGGACCUGAUCGGACCAUCCGACACACAGUUUGUCAACUACUACACAAACACGUCGCUCUACUUCCACCAGCUUGUCAGCAUAGAACAAUGUCUUCAAGCCAAUAACUUAAUGACUCGCCGGCACCCACGAACAAUAUUCAACCCGCACGGCAGAGCACAAUUUGUAGAAGACGACCAUGUCCCCUUCGUUAGGAGAGGUGUCCCAGUCCUACACUUAAUAUCCACCCCAUUCCCCAGGGUCUGGCACACAGUCUACGAUAACCUCCAGCACCUGGACGUCGGACUCAUCAGGGAUUUCUCUAGAAUAUUCCGCAUCUUCCUGUUGUCAGUGCUGUAA
Candidula unifasciata is the source of this 1071-nucleotide messenger RNA. The record is from the annotation of a GenBank genome assembly. Lineage: Eukaryota; Metazoa; Mollusca; Gastropoda; Stylommatophora; Geomitridae.